Molecule: messenger RNA, 2044 nt
Organism: Dama dama (fallow deer)
Lineage: Eukaryota; Metazoa; Chordata; Mammalia; Artiodactyla; Cervidae
Gene: LENG9
Product: leukocyte receptor cluster member 9
Exons: 1
Coding region: 16-1740 (574 amino acids)
Molecular function (GO): metal ion binding
Source: RefSeq, a predicted model, not a curated record
CCCCGCGAGGAGCCUAUGGAAGCGGCCGGAGGGCCGGAGCCGCCCGCGGGGGUCCUGGUCGCGGAACCCGCGCCCCCGCCGGCCUGCCGCUUCUUUCUGGAGGGCCGCUGCCGCUUCGGCGCCCGCUGCCGCCAGCCCCACCCCGGGGCGCCGGCGCCGCCGCAGCCUAGAAGCGAGGCCGAAGAACAGGCCAAAGCCAAGAAGCCGCCGCUGCGCACGGCUGAGGCCGUCAUCCAGCGCAUCCGCUGGGACCCGCGCCUCGACCCGGCCGACUUCUCCGUGGGCUACGUGGACCGCUUCCUGGGCGUGCGCGAGGAGCCCUUCCUUUCCUUCUGCUGGGACGAGCCGCUAGCGGCGCUCGGGCCGGGCGUUCUGGCCGUGCCGCAGCACCGGCUGCGCUACUUCCGCUUCCGCGGCCGCCUGGUUUGGGACCGCGCCUCACGCACCGACCUCGUCUUUGGCUCCGGCUUGGCGGCCGGCCGUGGGCCCACCAUCCUGGACGCGCUCGACGGCGAGGACGCGCACGAAGCCGGAGGUGAGAGCGACGGCGAGGACGCGCCCCGACACGGGGACGCGCACGACGGUGGGGACGCGCACGGAGUCCGAGGUGAGAGCGACAGCGAGGACGCGCGCCGGCACGGGGACGCGCACGGAGUCGGAGGUGAGAGCGACGGCGUGGACGUGCACCGGCCCGGGGACGUGCACGACGGCAGAGACCGGGGCGGGGACGCGCACGGGAACGGGGAUGCGAGUGACGGCGAAGAUGCCAACUCAGUCGGAGAUGCGCUCGGCGGUGAGGAUACAGACGGGACCGGAGGCGCACUGGACGGCGCAGCUGCCACCCGCCUUGGCACCGAUGCAGGGGGGCCCGUACAGCCAGCCCAGACGCGACUCCGGGCAGCCUUGGCCUCGGACGGGGGAAGUCCCGAAGCUGGGUGCCUGACGCUGGCAGGCGCAUUAGCGAGGACUCAGGAGCGGGAGUCGGCGGACCCUGGAGGCCAAGCUUCCCCGUGGAUGGCGCCAGGAAGGGCGCUGCAGCCAGCUGCCGCCACCGCCAGGGCCGUGGAGACCCGGGGAGGGGAGCCCUCGGAAGAACUCUCUGAGAUGGGAACGGAGUGGGGUCCCGGGGUCUGGCCUGUGGACCGAGGAGCGGCCAGGGCUGUGGGCCCUCGCCACCCCCGCCCCACGCACUUUGUGGCGCUCAUGGUUACGGAGCCUGAGCUGCGGGCCCAGGUGGCCAAGGUCCAGGAAGACCUGGUACGGGACGCACCAGCCUGCGCGGCCUUCACCGUGCCGGCUGAGGCCCUGCACCUGACCCUGGCCCUGCUGAGGCUGGCGGGCCCUGGGGAGGCAGCGGCCGCUGUCACUGCGCUCCGAGACGCGCUCUCGGACCCUGGGCUUGCGAUCCCUCCGAGGCUGAGGUUCAGUCGCCUGGUGCGCCUGGGCUCCCACGUGCUCUGCGCUCCCCCGUCCCCACCGCUGGAGAGCCUGGCCCAAAGGCUGAGCCAGAGGCUGGAGGCCGAGGGGUUCACAGUGCUGCAGCCCCUUGGGGGGAUACGCCCCCACCUCACCCUGGCCAAGGUGCCCCAGGGCGCCGAAGUCUGCCUCCCCGAGGUCAGCCCGCGGCAGGAGCUGGGGAGCCAGCCCCUGGGGACACUGUGGCUGUGCCGCGUGGGCAGGGCCGGGGCCACCUACCAGGCCGAGGCCGAGCUCCCCCUGGGAGGUCAACCCCAGAAAUAAGGGCCCGGCCCCAGACAAAGACAAAACGGGCACUCGGCUUCUCUCUCUCUCUCUUUAAUUUUGGUUUCUCUCAAGCUUCCAAGUGGUGCUCAGCGCUCCAAGGAAAGAAUGAAGGAAGGAAAGGGGGGGAGGGGGAGAGGGAGGCAGAGGAGGACAUCUGCAAGAGAAGCAGCCUGACAGUCCAGCUGUUCGCAACUCAUCGCGCCCUCCAGUUACAUGGCAGAAGAGGGAGGGAGACGGAAAAGAAAAGGGGAGGAAGAAAAAUAACUUAAAUAAACACACACAAAAAGAAAAGAGAAGGAAA